GUGCCUCAGCUUCAAUUCGGAUCAUUGCAAAAACAAACCUGCGAUUCUGGAGAAUCGAGUAUUUAUAGAAAAAACAAUCUUGGAUCUAAUAAGUAACACCAGUAUAUAUACUUUUCCCGAUCAGUUCAUCUUUAUGUUGAGUCUGUAAUUGGAGAAUUUGUUUCCUUAAAAACUAAAAUAAUUUCUCAACAAAUCUAGCAGGCUUGGCGGUUAAAAAGUGUUAGUACGUGCAAACAGCGUGAUAAACUACAAUCAUUUAAACAAAAGAGGACUAUGGAUUUUGGGUAAAUAAUCCCAGCUCGUAGCCUAACACUAUGAAUUCUUCAGUUUCUUCAGUAGAGUCGUUCAUACUAGGAGACUCAAAGUUGGAAAAUGAUCUUCAGAACUGUACUGUCUAUCUCGUAGUUGAUCCGCAGGAAGAUCAUGAGAAACUCACGCAUGAGAACGAACUUAUUUACGUCGUUGUUGUUGUGACGUUUUACGCACUAACGUUAAUGUCACUGAUCGGGUAUCAAAUAAGGCGAUCAAAGAGGGACGGAAUGGAAUUGGAUUAUUUCGAGGAAUAUGUCCAAAGGAAAUCUAUGCUAACAGCAGACAAGAAAGCGCAGAAAAUAAACAUGAUUAGGAUGAUUGAAUCACAAUUAAGCGUGGCUAGCUCUCGGGCAGCUAUGACAAUACCAGAGGAAGCCGAAGUAGAUGUAGAUGCAGAGGACGUUGAAGAAGUUGCCGAGGAAAAUGAUAACGUUAAUAGUCGUGUGUUUAUUGUAUGACACACAUCUGAGGUCGUAAAUAACACGGCUAGCCGUUUAUUGGAUAUUAGUGCCUAGGGUGUUAACACUUUAGUGAUUGAUUAUCAACGGAUUGCCUAAUAUUUUCUUAGAUUGUCCAAUAUGAACCUUUCAAGCACAAGAUCAGUAAACGCAUUCUUUCACAUUUUACGUAAAAACUUAUCACUGCGUUCAAGUGGGUUUGAACAAGUAAUCUCAAAUUGUUUGAGAUAAAUCCACUUGUAAAAAGAUUACUAGGGUAUAUUUAACCUUUCUCCUUCGACUCACAAUCUUGACUAAUUGGUACCAUUUU
Owenia fusiformis is the source of this 1080-nucleotide messenger RNA. Lineage: Eukaryota; Metazoa; Annelida; Polychaeta; Sabellida; Oweniidae. The record is from the annotation of a GenBank genome assembly.